Molecule: messenger RNA, 2229 nt
Organism: Erigeron canadensis
Lineage: Eukaryota; Viridiplantae; Streptophyta; Magnoliopsida; Asterales; Asteraceae
Product: type I inositol polyphosphate 5-phosphatase 2-like
Exons: 11
Coding region: 121-2010 (629 amino acids)
Biological process (GO): phosphatidylinositol dephosphorylation
Molecular function (GO): phosphatidylinositol-4,5-bisphosphate 5-phosphatase activity; phosphatidylinositol-3,4,5-trisphosphate 5-phosphatase activity; inositol-polyphosphate 5-phosphatase activity
Source: RefSeq, a predicted model, not a curated record
GUUGAAUCGUAUGUGUGUUCUACUACGUACAUAUAUACACAUUUGCAUCUUUUUAUUCCUUCCAACUCGCUAGCUAGCUAAUUAAGAUUUUGUAUAUUCAAAGUGAUCGUCCCUGACACAAUGAAAGUACGAAAAGGAAAACGAUCUGAGGCGUUUUGGCCAUCGAUUGUGAUGAAAAAGUGGUUCAAUAUUCAACCAAAGAAUAAUGAUUUUAGUGAAGAUGAAAUUGAAACGGAAACCGAAAGUGAAGAUGAUGAUGUUUGCUCUCUUAAAAAUGAACAAUUGAAUUAUAAUGAGGAGCAUGAUGAUCGUAGACGACGACGACCACAAAACAGUAACAUGUUUGAAUGCUCAAGCCAAACCUUAAAUCACGGAACUCCGGCAAAAAAGUUGGUAAAACACAGGAGAGGGAAUUCGGAGACGAUGCGUGUUCAUUAUAUCAAAUCGAAAGAUGUGAGGGUAACGAUAGGGAGUUGGAAUGUUGCGGGGAGGGUUCCGAAUGAAGACCUCAAUAUUGACGACUGGCUUUGUAUGCAGGAACCAGCUGACGUUUACAUUCUCGGUUUCCAAGAAGUUGUCCCUUUGAAUGCCGGGAAUGUCCUCGGAGCCGAAACUCGAACGCCUAUACAAAAAUGGGAGACCAUCAUCCGAAAGUCUUUGAACAAAUAUUCAUGUGAUGAACCCGAACCCGUACCCAAAAGCCACAGCGCUCCGACCUCUCCUGUUUCGGAUAUCAUAACCAGCAAUAAUGUGAAUUUAGUCAUGUCAUCUAAAGUAGUAAUCGAUACCCAAAGGAGAUUCUGCAGCCUAGACUGGCCUGAAUAUGCAUUGGAUAUCAAACAGGAUAUCAGUAGUAUUUCCGGCAAGAAGUUACGCAGGGUGUUAAGCAGCUCUGAUCGAGUCCGUAAUGAGUGGUUUACGAAUCCUACUGAUUUCGGUCAGAAAGGCGGCAAUGUUGUUGGGGGCUUGAGAAGGCCGGCGCGUCAUAGCUUGGGAGACUUGGGUUUGAUCGGCCGUGGGACCGAGCAACAAGCUGAUCAUGAGAUACCCGAGGACGUUGUGGUUGAUCAUUCUCUUUAUGAUGUAUGUGAACGUGUGCCGGAAGAGGAGGAAGAUGACGACGACGACUCUGAUGAUUUUUUUCUUAAGAAAAGAGAUACAAAACACGAUAAUUAUGCACCCACUCGUCAAAGUGCUGGUAGAAAUCGCAGGUAUGUGCGAAUCAUGAGCAAGCAGAUGGUGGGGAUUUACAUAUCAAUUUGGGUUCGUAGAAGGUUGAGAAGACAUAUAAACAAUGUUAAAGUAUCACCUAUUGGCGUUGGGCUUAUGGGCUACAUGGGCAAUAAGGGGUCUAUCUCAGUUAGUAUGUCUCUUUACCAAACGAGAUUAUGUUUCGUUUGUUGUCAUUUGACCUCUGGACACAAGGAAGGGGAUGAUGAGAGACGCAACUCUGAUGCUGUUGAGAUCUUGAGACGUACACGAUUCUCCUCAGUUUUGGACCCGGAUCAACCUCAGACAAUACCAUCUCAUGAUCGGAUAUUCUGGUUUGGAGACUUGAAUUAUCGUAUCAAUAUGGCGGAUGCAGAUGUUAGAAAACUCAUUGCCUUGAAGCAGUGGAAUAAACUACUCUGCAACGAUCAGCUAUGGAAAGAACUUGGGAACGGCGGUGUGUUUGAGGGUUGGAAGGAAGGUUUAGUCGACUUCCCACCGACUUACAAGUACGAAUUUAAUUCAGACAGACACGCAGGGGAAUUUGCAAAAGAAGGGGAGAAAAAAAGAGCACCCGCUUGGUGUGAUCGUAUAUUAUGGUUAGGGAAAGGAAUAAAACAACUGUUUUACAAUAGAGUGGAUCUGAGACUGUCUGAUCAUAGGCCAGUCAGUUCGGUUUUCCUGGUCAAAGUUGAGGUCUUCGACCCUAGGAAGCUACGUCGAGCUCUUAAUUUGACUAGUGCUGCAGUGCAUUCAGAAAUAAUCAUCGAUGACGUCGAUGAGCAAGAGUUGGAUCUCUAGCUAGUAAAUAGUCAUAAGUUCGUUCUAACUUCUUCGUGCAGAGUAUCUAUGACAACGUAUUUGUCGAUCCUUUAGUUUGCAAAUGCACACGGAUCGGGGUGGAACACAUGGAACUUACUACUAAAUUGCGAAAUUUGUGUACUUUGCUAGACAAUUGUGUCCUUAAAAUGAUCAGAGUGAAAGUCUAAUUAAUGAUGAUGAUACGAGUUUUGUUUUGAA